This is a messenger RNA of Zymoseptoria tritici IPO323, 375 nucleotides long. Its product is annotated as signal peptide-containing protein. The record is from RefSeq and is a predicted model, not a curated record. Bases 1 to 375 code for a protein of 124 amino acids. The transcript has 2 exons. Lineage: Eukaryota; Fungi; Ascomycota; Dothideomycetes; Mycosphaerellales; Mycosphaerellaceae.
AUGAGGAUCCACACUCUGCUCACCAUCGCCUUCGCCGCCAUCGGUGUAUCCGGCGAACUGGUCUCGCUCGACUGUAUCCCCGGCACCGGCAAAGAUGCAUACUGCGCUCCGAACGGCAAGUGCUGCGCUCCGCAGACCUGCCACUACAACGAAUGCCAACGUACGCUACUCACAUCGCCAACUCGACAGGGAAGGGUCCUUUUUACUGACACUCGCAAGGCACGUGCGAAGAUGGCGGCGACUGGUGCGAUAAUGGCCAGAAGUGCUGCCCCACAUCUGGAUCAACGGGACCUCCUAAGUGCAAUGACGUGUGCGUUCUUUGAGGGUAUGACACUUUCUCUCCGUGUUGGGUCUACUUGCGAAAGGUGGUACUGA